AUGAAUUCGUUCAGAUGUUCAGAAGAUGGAAAACUUAUUUUUCAUGCUUAUGAAUUUGAUGAACUUGUAUCUUUCAAAACACAAAUCAUUCAAGAAAUCAAUAUUGAUUUUAUUGAAAAUAGUGAACAACAAGAUAUUUUAUUAAAUAAAAUAAAUGAUGAAUUAGAUUCAACAUCAAUGAUUAAUAAUGAAGAACGAACAGUCAAUUGCAAACUUGCUGAACAAUGUAUUUCAAAUCCAUAUGAGAAUGGUACAAUAAAAAGUAAUGAUCAAUCAUCUAUUAGUAUUAAAUAUGUUAUACUAAUAUGCCUAUCACAUUUGACAACACUUUAA
Messenger RNA from Rotaria sordida, 333 nucleotides. Lineage: Eukaryota; Metazoa; Rotifera; Eurotatoria; Philodinida; Philodinidae. The record is from the annotation of a GenBank genome assembly.